AUAUUUUGAAAAGAGAACUUCAAUUCCCACAGUAUCACAAAUGGGGGCCGAUCCUGUGGAUCAGCUGAAGUUUGCGGAGGAUUUAAUUCAUUCAUAAGGUUUUAAUGAUGACCGAGGGAACAUGCCUUCGUAGAAGGGGGGGGCCGUACAAGACGGAGCCAGCGACAGACCUGACCCGCUGGAGGCUCAGUAACACAGAGGGCAGGCAGACAUGGCGCUAUGUAGAGGAUCAAGACACAUCAGACAGGGAGCAGACUAUGCUUGAAGCCCAUUCACUUGGUUUGGAUACGAGUAAAUUCAUCCCUGGCUCUCCCUCAGUCCACACUGCAGUGGAGUCAGCCCUGAAGGGCAUGGCAUUCUACAGCCAGCUCCAGGCAGAAGAUGGCCACUGGGCAGGAGACUACGGAGGACCCCUCUUCCUGCUACCAGGUCUCCUGAUCACCUGUCACAUAACCCAGAUCCCUCUCCCUGAGGCCUGGAAGAAGGAGAUGGUGAGAUACCUGCGCUCUGUCCAGCUGGCUGAUGGAGGCUGGGGCCUACACAUUGAAGACAAGUCCACAGUGUUUGGCACGUCCCUCAGCUACACCACCCUGAGGAUUCUGGGAGUGGGACCGGAUGACCCGGAUAUGGUUAGGGCCAGGAACAACCUGCACAGCAAAGGAGGCUCGCUUGGCAUCCCCUCCUGGGGUAAAUUCUGGUUGGCCAUCCUCAAUGUGUACAGCUGGGAAGGAAUGAACACGCUCCUCCCGGAGAUGUGGCUGUUCCCUACCUGGUUCCCUGCUCACCCAUCCACUCUCUGGUGCCACUGUCGCCAGGUCUACCUCCCUAUGAGCUACUGCUACGCUCUCAGGUUUGCUGCCAAGGAGGACCCCCUGGUGCUCAGCCUCAGACAGGAGCUGUAUGUCCAGGACUAUGCCACCAUCAACUGGCCUGGUCAGCGGAACAAUGUGGCACCAUGUGACAUGUACACACCACACAGCACGCUACUCACCGUGGCUUACAUGGUCAUGAACGUGUAUGAGGCCCACCACAGCAGUAGUCUACGAGGAAGAGCGGUCAAAGAGCUGUACGACCACAUACAGGCUGACGACCGUUUCACCAAGUGCAUCAGCAUCGGCCCAAUCUCCAAAACGAUCAACAUGCUGGUGCGCUGGCAAGUGGACGGACCCUCUUCCGCUGCCUUCCAGGAGCACGUGUCCAGGAUCCCAGACUACCUCUGGCUGGGAUUGGAUGGUAUGAAAAUGCAGGGAACCAAUGGAUCACAGCUAUGGGACACGGCUUUCGCAGCUCAGGCGUUCCUAGAAGCAGGGGCUCAGGACAGCCCCAGGUUAGAAGAGUGUCUUAAACACGCUCACCAGUUCCUCACCAUCACACAGAUACCAGACAACCCCCCAGAAUACCAGAAAUACUACAGACAGAUGAACAAGGGAGGGUUCCCCUUCAGCACGCGGGACUGUGGCUGGAUCGUGGCCGACUGCACGGCAGAGGGCCUAAAGUCAGUGAUGCUUCUGCAGGAACACUGUCCCUUCAUCAGUCAGCACGUCCCCUCAGAGCGCCUGUGUGACUCCGUCAAUGUGUUGCUAAGCAUGAGAAACGGAGACGGCGGUUUUGCCACUUAUGAGACCAAGCGAGGAGGGAGACUGUUGGAGCUACUCAACCCCUCAGAGGUGUUUGGUGACAUCAUGAUAGACUACACCUAUGUGGAGUGCACCUCAGCAGUCAUGCAGGCUCUGAGACACUUCCAGCAGGUGUACCCUGAAUACCGGACAGAGGAGAUCAGGUCCACUCUGAGAGAAGGAUUGGAGUACUGCCGGAGGGUGCAGAGGCCCGAUGGGUCAUGGGAAGGAUCCUGGGGAGUGUGCUUCACCUAUGGGGUCUGGUUCGGCUUGGAGGCCUUUGCCUGCAUGGGUCAUACCUACCAUGAUGGCGGUGGUGUGUGUAAGGAGGUGCAGAGUGCCUGUGACUUCCUGGUGGCCCACCAGAUGGAGGAUGGGGGCUGGGGUGAGGACUUUGAGUCCUGUGAGCAGCGUCGCUACGUGCAGAGUGCUAACUCCCAGAUCCACAACACCUGCUGGGCCCUGCUGGGCCUCAUGGCUGCUAGGUACCCAGAUGCACAGGUGAUUGAGAGAGGAAUACAGCUGUUGGUUGACAAGCAGCUGCCCAAUGGAGACUGGCCACAGGAAAACAUCUCGGGAGUAUUCAAUAAGAGCUGUGCCAUCAGCUACACUUCCUACAGGAACGUCUUCACCGUGUGGACGCUGGGACGCUUCUUUAACCUCUUCCCCUCCAGCCCUCUGGCCGGGAAGGUGAAGCUGUGAGAUCAGAGGUCAGCAAGGAUUGGAACAGUGCCCUUUCUAAUCUAUACAUAAAGAGCAAGGAUUGGAACAGUGCCCUUUCUAUUCUAUACAUAAAGAACGGUCGUGAACAGGGUUGGGGAGUAAUGGAUUACAUGUAAUCCGUUAAAUGUAACUGAUUCUAAAAGUAUUUUUUACCUGUAAUCCGUUACCAGCUAAAAUAUUGUAAUCAGAUUACAGAUACUUUUGAAAAACUAGAUGAUUACUUCAUUCUCAAUAACAUUCAAAUCAUCUUAAAUGUUUUCCACUUGAGAGAGUCUGACCACAAGUCAGAGACCAUUACACACCAAAUGUGUAUAAUGAUAUGCGGAAAAAGAGCAGGAAUAGGCUUUUGUAGAUUACAGUCCAAGCUAUGUCUUCCAAUGGUGUGACUGCUGUCAGCAUCAAAGAUUAUUCAUCCAAUUUGAAUAAACGCUUGGAGGUAAGGAUGACAGCAGUGUUGUAGCCUACGGGUGCUAGGAUACCACUUAUUAUUGAUAUCUAUAUAGCUCAUUGAUGUGAAUCACACUGCUGCUCAAUCUAAUUUGUGCUGAUUAAAGAAAAAUGCCCAUAGGCCUAAUGGACACACACACUUUUAAUGGACUUAAACAGCUGCAAAUGAUUGAGAUAUCAAAGUGUCUCCAACAAAAGCUUAAACAAUAGGCCUAUAGCAAAUGCAGCAUAUGGAAAUCAUUUUUCACAUGCAAAUAGCACUUUUCCAAGUCCUAUUUUGAAGACCAAGGGGUAUGAAAUCAAAUGGAAGGAUUGGAAAUCUGACAGACUUGAUUUUCAAUGUGAAGAUGUAGCCUACUCAUUUUAUUAUCUAUAUUAAAGUAGAAAGCUAUCGGUUAAAAGAAGCCUACAUAACUAUAAAGUAAAAUGCAACAUCCAUUUAUUGCCAGAACUUUGUAAACUCUAACAUUGAUUUAUCCUGCAAUAGAUGUCAUUCAAUUGGUAAUAUUCAUUUUUGUCUUCUUCUAAUGCCUCUUAACCUGUAGUGACACCCCAUCCCGUGAACGGGACCGUUGUCUUCAUCUGACACUAAUUAGCAUAACGCAACGGACAUAAAUCUUCCUAGAAAAUAUUCCUAUUCAUGAAAAUCACAAGUGAAAUAUAUUGGAACACAGCUUAGCCUUUUGUUAAUCACCCUGUCAUCUCAGAUUUUCAAAAUAUGCUUUACAGCCAACGCUAGACAAGCAUUUGUGUAAGUUUAUCAUAGCCUAGCCUUGCUAGCAGCAGGCAACCUUGUCACGGAAAUCAGAAAAGCAAUGAAAUUAAAUCAUUUACCUUUGAUGAACUUCGGACAUUUUCACUCACGAGAAUCCCAGGUAGACAGCCAAAGUUCAUUUUUUCCCAGAAGAUUAUUUUUGUAGGCGAAAUAGCUCAGUUUGUUCUUCACGUUUGGCUGAGAAAUCAAACGUUGUUUAGAAUCCAUCCUCAAGGUGUUUUUCUAAUAUCUAUUCGAUAAUAUAUCUGUCGGGACAAUUAGUUUUUCACUAGGACCGAUUGGAGUUAUGGCUACCUCUGUAUUUUACGAGAGAAUCUCUCUCGGAGCCACCAUGUGACCACUUACGCAAUGUGGCCGCCUACAGCUAUUCUUCAACAGCACCUUAGGGAAUACGUAGAAAGCGUAAGCUCGUUGAUGGUACAUUCACAGCUGAAUAGGGAGUCAUUGGAACGCAGCGCUUUCAAAACCUGGGGCACUUCCGGAUUGGAUUUUUCUCAGGCUUUCGCCUGCAACAUCAGUUCUGUUAUACUCACAGACAAUAUCUUUACAGUUUUGGAAACGUUAGAGUGUUUUCUAUCCAAAGCUGUCAAUUAUAUGCAUAUUCUAGCAUCUUUUCCUGACAAAAUAUCCCGUUUAAAACGGGAACGUUUUUUUUAUUCCAAAAAUGAAAAUACUGCCCCCUAACACCAAGAGGUUUUAAGGGGAAAGUAAUCUAAAAGUAACUUAAAGUUUAUCAGAUUACGUUACUGAGUUUGGGUCAUUCAAAUGUUAGUGAUUACAAUUGUGGACAGGUAACUAGCAACUGUAACAGAUUGCAUUUCUAAAGUAACCUCCCCAACCCUGUUCGUUAAAGUGACGUUUUUCAAGUUUUCUACUGGGUGAGUCCUGAAAAGACCACAACCUUGGGAUCACCUUACCUUGCCUGCUAUUUUAACAUUCCUCUUGCCUUACACUUUGGUGGGACUGAACUCUUUGAAACACACCUUUUAGCUGCUAUGUGAGAAAUGAGGGUGUCAUUUUGGCAUCUGUAUUAUGAAAUAAAAAUCGAGCCAGUAAAUCAAUCUGUAAAUAGUGCUGAAAUAAAAGUGUUUCCAUGUUGCCUAUUAAUAUCAACCUUAGUUUCUGAAAAUCUAUUGAUGUAAUUGAUUUGUAAUGAAAUCUUAUUUUGAAAUGCAGAAUAAAGUCAUUUUGGAUGGUU
Molecule: messenger RNA, 4759 nt
Organism: Oncorhynchus masou masou (cherry salmon)
Lineage: Eukaryota; Metazoa; Chordata; Actinopteri; Salmoniformes; Salmonidae
Gene: lss
Product: lanosterol synthase (2,3-oxidosqualene-lanosterol cyclase)
Exons: 22
Coding region: 105-2318 (737 amino acids)
Biological process (GO): triterpenoid biosynthetic process; cholesterol biosynthetic process
Cellular component (GO): lipid droplet
Molecular function (GO): lanosterol synthase activity
Source: RefSeq, a predicted model, not a curated record